GAACCGCUAGGUGGCAAUUAUUCAGAAAUUCUCGCAGUACACUGGGAGCCACCGCAAGCACCAGAGCCAUGUAAACAAAAGGCUGAUUUCAUAGAUUUUGACCUAUAGGUUUUAGGCAAAAUAUGCAGAAAUGGGCAAGCGAGAUAAUAGAGUGCCGUACUUGAACCCAAUAGCUGCUGCCAGAGCCAGAGGACCUGUUCCCAACUCCGGCCCCACAAUUCAGGAUUAUCUAAGCAGACCACGGCCAUCAUGGGAAGAGGUAAAAGAACAGCUGGAAAAGAAAAAGAAAGGCUCCAGAGCCCUGGCUGAUUUUGAAGACAGAAUGAAUGAGCGAUGGAAGAAGGAACUGGAGAAAAACAGGGAGAAGGUACUUGGUGGAGGUGAAAAGAAAGAAAAAGACAAGGAGAAGGAAAAGAAAGAGAAAAAGAAGGAGAAGAAAAAGUCCAGUAGGCAUUCCUCAUCUUCCUCCUCCUCCUCAUCGAGUUCUGAUUCCUCCUCCAGUUCUUCCUCAGACUUUGAAGAUGACGAUGAUAAGAAAAAUGUGAAAAAGAAGAAAAAGAGGAAAAGAUCCUCUGCCCGACGAGCAUCUGAUGACUCUGACACCGAGUCAGAGACUGAUAGCAGGGAGUCAUCCAAGAAAAAGAAGAAGAAACUGGAUGGAGAGAAAGACAAGGAUGAAAAGGACGGCCGAAUGAAGAGGAAAGCUGAAAGGAGUCAUUCAGAGUCCUCAGACGAGUCUGAUGUAGACAGAGAUGCUGAGUCUAAAAAGAAAAAACACAGUAGUGAAGAGAAGGAGAAAAUUACAGACAAGUCUAAGAAGAAAAAGAAAAAGAAGAAGCAUAAGAAACACAGCAAAAAGAAAAAGAGGAAGACUUCUGGCUCUGAGUUGGAUUGAAGGGCUAGUGAGUGUGGCGUCCUGCACAACAGGCAGCUGGAAUUCGGAGUGGGAAUUGAGACUGAGCUCUUCCGGACUGUGGGGAAAAACCCUUUAGAUAUUUGUCUAAGUGACUCUUAAAAGUGGGUGCUUCUUAGCACCGUGUGGCUUUGUGGCAGACUUGGAUGAGAGGAUCAUGUGGUUGGGGAGUUGAAAGGGGUGUGGGGUUCAUUAAGUCAGGUUUGUGUUUGUUUUUUAAGCAGAUGAUUCUCAGUCCAAAUAAAGGUCAUUUACACCACUGGCGGCCCUGUGUACAGUAUCUGUGUGCUGAUGUGGAUCUGCAUGAGAAAUGCUGCUUUUGAGAACGAACCUGUGUUUCCUGCACUGAUCUUCAGCGGCAUGGCAAAACAACUAUAUUUUACCCAAGUUUUGAAUGUGAGUUCACAAUUUGUUAAUUGUAAUGUAAUAAAACACCACAAAAAGAAGGUAAAACUGCAUAAAAUUCUAAUUUACAAAUACACUGUUCAAAAGGUUGGGGUUGGUAAGAUCUGUUUUUAAAGAAGUCUUUAAUGCUCACCGAGGUUGCAUUUCUUUGAUCAAAAAUACAGUAAAAACAGUUCUAAAAACUUGUGCUGCUUAACAUUUUUGUAGCAACUAUGAUAUUUUUUUUAAUUCAGAUUCUUCGAUGAAUAGAAAGUUCAAAAGAACACCAUCAUCUUUAUUGACACUUUUGAUCAAUUUAAUGUGUCCAUGCUGAAUUAAUCUAUUAAUAUCUCCAAACUUUUGAACAGUAGUGCCUAUAUAUAUUAAUCCUAUGAUACAUCAGUCUUAACAUGGGGUUUAUGAACCCCUUUUAUUAACCUUUUGUUCUGGUAGAAUUUCUGCAAAUGACCUUUUGAAGUGCUGUUUUAAUACUAGCUGUGGACUUAAAUGACACUUUUAAGGUCAAUUCUGGCUGUUUAUCUCAAGCUUUACUCCGUCUUUGUGUUUGACGAUUCUUGAAAACAUUGUUUUGUGUCUUAAGUCAUGCAUGGAUUCAGGCGAAACUUUGCAUGUCUGUGCAUUGAAUGACCCUGUGUCUGUCUGGGACUGCGCUGGUUUCACACCUGUUGCAGUGUGUGUGUGUGUGUGUGUGUGUACAGCAACUGUUCAAGUGAACUUUCCUCAUGUGAUCUGAAACUGUGUGCUUAAGCUGUGUAUAUCUGCAGUGAAUGUGUAUCGGUGAGACUGUCUCUGGCCCUCAGGGUGACAGCAGUGUUUUGGAAGCUGGGCCAGGUGUAUGUGUCCAAAUGGAUGUGGGAGGGGCCUCAAGCAGCUUCUCAUUUCCCUGGCAAAUACUGUCACCAGUUCCCUUUUCUUGUCAAACAGCUUCU
This is a messenger RNA of Onychostoma macrolepis, 2247 nucleotides long. It is a transcript of the gene fam133b, whose product is annotated as family with sequence similarity 133 member B. The coding region runs from base 131 to 895 and encodes 254 amino acids. The record is from RefSeq and is a predicted model, not a curated record. Lineage: Eukaryota; Metazoa; Chordata; Actinopteri; Cypriniformes; Cyprinidae. The transcript is spliced from 12 exons.